AUGUCGGGCGCCGAGGUCAUCGGCAUCAUCUCUGGCAUCAUCGCCAUUGUCGACGCCACUGCGAAGGUCUACAAUGCCGCCAACGAUGCCUUAGGCCUCCCAGAAGCCUUCCGCGAUAUUGUGACACGGCUCCCUCUUGUCCGCAAAACCCUCCAGACUGUCUCCAGAAACCUCAAUAAUACCAACCCCGACGAAGAAUAUUGCAAGGCAAUAAAGCCUGUCUUAGAGCGCUGCGAGAAUAGGGCAACAUAA
This is a messenger RNA of Podospora pseudopauciseta, 252 nucleotides long. RefSeq names its product NACHT and WD40-domain containing NOD-like receptor 3 (gene NWD3). Lineage: Eukaryota; Fungi; Ascomycota; Sordariomycetes; Sordariales; Podosporaceae. The coding region runs from base 1 to 252 and encodes 83 amino acids. The transcript has a single exon. The record is from RefSeq and is a predicted model, not a curated record.